Molecule: messenger RNA, 3461 nt
Organism: Mytilus californianus (California mussel)
Lineage: Eukaryota; Metazoa; Mollusca; Bivalvia; Mytilida; Mytilidae
Product: dehydrodolichyl diphosphate synthase complex subunit DHDDS-like
Exons: 8
Coding region: 117-1115 (332 amino acids)
Biological process (GO): polyprenol biosynthetic process
Cellular component (GO): endoplasmic reticulum; dehydrodolichyl diphosphate synthase complex
Molecular function (GO): ditrans,polycis-polyprenyl diphosphate synthase [(2E,6E)-farnesyl diphosphate specific] activity
Source: RefSeq, a predicted model, not a curated record
GGUGCUACGUCACACAGAUGGGGAUAGCCCUCGCUUCGUGAUUCCCUCACUUGUUCUCAGCAUUUAAUUAGUCUGUUAAUAGCAUCGUAUAUUGUUGGUAAAGUAUUUUCUUUAAAAUGUCAACAUGGUUUCCUGAACAACCUAAAGCAUGGUACCACAAGAUGUGUAUAAGGAUCCUAGAGUUUGGACCAAUUCCUAAACAUGUAGCAGUCAUAAUGGAUGGUAAUAGAAGAUUUGCUGUGAAAAACAGUAUGGAUAGAGCUGAGGGUCAUCUGAAAGGUUUUGACAAACUUACAGAGGUUUUAGAAUGGUGUUUAGACAUUGGAAUCACAGAGGUAACUGUUUAUGCCUUUAGUAUAGAGAAUUUUAAAAGAUCUAAAGAGGAGGUUGAUUGUCUCAUGGAACUUGCCAGAUUAAAGUUUAAAAGACUAAUGGAAGAAAAAGAUAAGAUAAAGGAGUAUGGUGUAUGUGUGAGGGUGCUGGGGAAUGUCAGUUUAUUACCCAGUGAUAUACAGGAAAUCAUAGCAGAAGUUGUCACAUUCUCUAAAGAUAAUAACAGGGCCAUAUUGAAUGUUUGUUUUGCCUAUACCUCUAGAGACGAAAUGUGUACAGCUAUGAAAGAAAUAGCAGAGGGUGUAUCACUUGGAUUGAUAAAAGACAGUGAUGUAUCAGAAGCAUUAUUGGAGAAAAGUCUGUAUACAGGAAACUCUCCCAACCCAGAUCUGCUUGUAAGGACAUCAGGAGAAGUUAGGCUUAGUGAUUUUUUACUAUGGCAGACUGCAUAUAGUUGUUUGGCUUUUGUAAAAGUGUUAUGGCCAGAAUUCUCCAGGUGGCAUUUAUAUGGCUGUAUUUUACAUUACCAAAGAAACUAUCAGCAACUUCAGAGGGCCAAAGAACAGAAUGAAUCCGACCAAUUACGAUUACAAAGAGAAAGUGAUUAUGAAAUUGUAGCUCAAGAAAUGGACCAAUCAGAAACCAAAUCUUUACAUACACUUGCAAAACAAUAUGCAAAUGACAGGGAAAAUAGGGUCAAUAAUUUUGUGCAAUAUCUACAUGAGAAACGUGAUAAGUUCUUCGAUGACAUAGCAGCAAAAAGCAAAAAAAGUAUGACGUGAUGUAGGUUAAUCUUAUCAUUAAUCCAUAGGUGCUAAAGCCACAUACACAAUCCUUAAUCUAAUAGUUUAAAUCUACACAAGGAUUUUGGAAAUAUAAGGGAUAACCUGCAGAAGAAAUUGUGAAUUGCUUGAUCAAGUGAAUUCUCACCUUUGCAAAAGUUACAUUCUUAUUUCUCAAUUUGACUGAGAUAUACCUUCCUCACCAAACCUCUUAUGUCAAACAGUUUUUGUCUCGCCUGCAAAAUAUGUUGCAAAAAUGGGAGACAUAGGGUAUUUAUCCAAUCUUGGCAGCAGCAAAACAAACCGGUAGAAAUACCUGGAUACUUCAUUUCUUGAACACAGAUGCCUUAUGUUCUGAAGUUUCUGCCUGUCAUAUGCAAAUUACAAAAGCAAUAUUUUGUGGGAAACUGAAACUUGUUGAUUGCAGAUUCAAAAUUAUAUAAAAUAAAGUUGGAAUAUUAUUAUUAAGGAAUUCCUAGUAAAGUAAAUAAGAAAUGAUGUAAGAAUACUUGAUUUUGGUGAUAUGAAUGUUUAAAAUUGUUUAAGUAUUGUUUCACAGUUUCUUCAAUAAGUUAAUACAAGUAUUAUGUGUAAAUGUUUCAAUUGAGAAUCACUGUUGAUUUGUGUGUUUAUAUUUAUUACUAUCUCAUUAUAUAAUUUAUAUGUUUUAAAAAAACAAUGUUGCAAUAUUGUUGAAUAAUGGUGAGAGAUCAUUAAUGUAAUACAAAGACAUUUUUUAUUGAUUUAUUGAUUUAAACUAUGCUUUGUAUCUGUUGGCUGUGGUGUAUUUAAUUAACUUUUUAUCACAAAAAAAAAACUACUGAAAGUCAAACUAUUUUCAGUAUGAAAGUAUACUACUUAAGAUUGGAUAUUAAGGAGAUCUACUCCACAUCAAGAAGCUAGUCAUAUAAUGAACUACAUUUUAUUAUUUCAUGUAACUUUUCUAUAUUUUAACUUCCAUGUAAUAGUAAAUGCAUAAUUUCUGCAUUAUGUAAAUUCAGAAAUUUUUGUUAUUCUUCUAUUUUUGGGAGAAAAUUGCAACGGUAUAGGUUUCGCAAAAAAUAAAAACUCGCAUUUUAAAUUUUUAUAGCAUUAUUUAAAUGCAGUAUUUCCAGAAAUUAUAAUGAAUAAUCUCAAAUUUUUGUCCAUUGGUCAACAAUUUCAAUUAUAAAUGCGCACAAAAAUUUCUGAAUUUACAGUAAUUUUUGAUACGGAUACAAAUGAAUGUCCCACCUCAUAUAUCUUAGACUAGAUAAAGUAUAGUUGAACCUCUAUUUCAUGCCCCUAUCACCUAAUAUGAUGAUAUCCAUAUCAGUUGUGGCUAGUAAACAUUCCAAAUGAUUUGGUGUAAACAUGAUGAAUUAACCAGUAGAGAUACAGCAAAUUGUCUGAUAUCUUUUCUCAGAUUGCAUUUAAAUAGAAUAAGUGAUAAGAAAUAUAUAUAUAUUUGCCUUAUUUUUGUUGAUUUUGCAAGUUAUCCAUAUAGAAGACAUACACAAUGUAUAUAUACGGUUACUAGAUGUAGACUAUUUUAUAUAGCAAGCUUGAGUAUUAUAAUGAAUAAGACAUUUGUUAAAAUAUGAAAUGUGUUGUCCUUUGAGGAAAAUUAAGCAAGAAUGUUUUUAUUUUCACUAGAUCUUUUUCAAAGUAAUUCUUUUCACAUUAAAAAUUGAUAAAACUAUCUUAUUUCCUGCCAUAAUCUUCUUAUAUAUUUUGACGAUGUGCAUGUAAAAAUUGCUGGUCCUUUUGGUUAUUAAAAUAGCCAUACUAAAUGAAUAAAAAAGCUUUAGCCUUUGGCUGCAUACAUCAGAGGUCAAAAUGAGAAAUACUUUAUAAUGUGGAUUUAUUAUUACUGGUGGGAUACCAAUUUUUGCAGAUUUCAUGGGUGAAGGUGAACCACGAAUUUAAAUGUUAAAUGAAUUACAAAUUUUCUACCCAUGUAUGCUUUGCAAAACCACGAUAUCAAAUACCCGCAAAAUCACAAUGUUUCCUCUAUCCUCGAAAAAUCUGGUACUCACAAAAAUAAAUUAAUCCACAGUAUAUUAUGCCUGAUGCAUCUGUAGUUGUAUUCACACUUGUUCAUAUCAAGAAAUUCUCAUCUGAAGUAUUGUCAGGUUUCUUAAUGAUUGAUUAAAACAUAAGAUAGUUUUUGGAGAAGAAAACAUUAUCCAUUAAUUUGGUAAAAUGAUCUAAAAUAUUAGUAAAGUACAAUAUUUGAUACUUGGAAAGCAGUGGUUUUGUUGUUAUAUCCAAUUGUUACAAAAAUAUUAAGAAUUACAUACAGCUAGUAAUAUAUAUUAUGAAAAAUCGAUUUUAAUUGUUUUAAUAAAAGUUAAAUAAAAUGUU